Molecule: messenger RNA, 2537 nt
Organism: Drosophila busckii
Lineage: Eukaryota; Metazoa; Arthropoda; Insecta; Diptera; Drosophilidae
Gene: Pits
Product: interferon regulatory factor 2-binding protein-like A
Exons: 4
Coding region: 483-2228 (581 amino acids)
Biological process (GO): regulation of transcription by RNA polymerase II
Cellular component (GO): nucleus
Molecular function (GO): transcription corepressor activity
Source: RefSeq, a predicted model, not a curated record
UGCUCUGGGCAUGUGUGUGUGUGUGUGUGUGCGUGCGUGAGCAGCAGCAGCAGCAACGAAAAUCAAUAACAAAGCGCAAGGCGCUAAGCGUAAUGUAAAAUGAAGCAGCAUCAGCAAGCGAAUAAUAGAAGAGCAAUGUUAAAAGCAAUAACAAAUUGCCGGCAAUAUCAAGCAACAAGGCAAGCGACGCGUUUAUUAAACAUUUGUAUAUCGAUAGAUGCUAUCGUUGUUAUCGCUGCUAAUUAGACUAAAGACGUUCAUAAAAUAAAAACAAGCGUGAGCUGCUGUGCUGCGAGUUUGUUUUUUUUGUUGAGAGCAAAAACGCAAAAAAGUGUGUCGAGAGUUGCGCGCCUAAAAUUUGGGUCGGCAGUGCGCCCACGCCACGCCCCCGAUCGAAAAGCCUACUACUCCUCCUCCGCCGCCGCCUCCCAUUCCACACAAGCAAACUUGCACAGUUAGAACGAAAACAAAAAGUGAAGAAAAUGUCGCUGCAAACGAAACGUCAGCAUUGCUAUCUAUGCGAUUUGCCCCGCAUGCCCUGGGCCAUGAUCAAUGAUUUCUCGGAGGCCGUUUGCCGUGGUUGUGUCAACUACGAGGGCGCCGAUCGCAUCGAGGUCGUGCUGGAUGCAGCUCGUCAAAUGAAGCGCCUGCAUCCGAGCAGCAAGCGGGCGCAUGAGAAUGGCGAAGUUGUGGUGUUGCAACAACAGUUGAAUGCCACACUGCGCGGCCUGCCCAGCUCGGCCAGCGCCGGCAGCAGCAGCAGCGCCGGCGGAGCUUCAAAUUCGGCCAGCGGACAGGCACCGUUAUCAUUGUCACAUCAUCAUGCAGCCGCUGUGGCAGCCGCUUAUCAGCUGCCACGCAUUGGACCGCCGCCACCACCGCAGCAGCAGCAGCAACAACAGCAGCAGCAACAGAACGCCGGCGGAGGCGGUGCCAGUCUAAUGGAUUUUCCCGUUAAGCUGGAGACGCCACCGGAUGUGCGACCCGUGCGCAUUGCUCACAUGGCGCCACACCAUAUGCCGCCCUCGGCUGCGCAACGUUCGAGCUCCAACAACGUUACACAGCCGCCGGGCAGCGGCGGCGGCGGUGGCGGUUCAACGCUGCUGCCCGCGCUCUCUGUCAAUUUGAAGCGUCCGCCACCGGAGGACAUUGAUGUCGAUCCACAGCAGCCGCAUGGUCCGCCACAUGGCGUUGGCGUUGGUGUUAGCGUUGCCGAGCUCUCUGCCGGCAGCAGCGGCGGCAACAAUGGACCCUCCAACGUUAAGCGCAGCGCCUUGGAUGAUCCCAACGGUGUGCGUCCGCCGCUAACACGCGGCGAAUCCCUUCCAGCCGCAGUCAGCUAUGUGCCCGAGCGCCAGCUCAGUCUGCGCGAGAAGCAGCAGCCGGUGCGGGCGCCCAGCUUUGAUGCAGCCACCUUUAAGGCGGGCGAACACUUGUCGCCUGCUAGUCGACGCAAUGGAUCCAGUCCGCCAUCAGGACAGCUGCCACCACGCAGUGUACACUCACCAAACAGUUCGGGUUCCUCUUCAGGACGACGCUCGUCGGGAUCGCGUCAUGUGUCCAGCACCACUGUGACAAGCAGCGAAGUUGGCGGAUCAGCAGCAGCAGCCGCCGCAGCAGCGGGCUUGGGCGCUGGCAGCGGCGCUAGCGGUGGCGCUAACAAUUCACAGCUAAGCAGCGCUCCGGCUGCAGCCGGCAAUGGUAGCAGCGGUGCUGGCGGUUCUUUACCACCAAAUCCCAAUUCAUUAGCUUCCGACGGAGGCAGCGCUGGCGGCGCUGGCGGGCCCAGUGGCAGCAAUGGUAGCGGCACUGUUGGCUCCGGUCCGGGCAGCAGUGGCAGUCAAGGCACACCUGGCAGCGGUGGAGGUGGCGGCGCCAGCGGUGGUGCUGGCCUAAGUGGUGCUCCCGGCAGCAGCGCAGCGCCUAAUUCAGCAGCGGCAGCAGCUGCUGCAGCAGCGCAAAAUGCGACGCUCAAGUGUACACUGUGCCAGGAGCGUCUCGAGGAUACGCACUUUGUGCAAUGCCCGUCGGUUAAUAUACACAAAUUUUGCUUCCCCUGCAGUCGCGAGAGCAUCAAGCGUCAAAACGGCUUGGGCAAUGAGGUGUAUUGUCCCAGUGGUGAGCGUUGUCCAUUGGCAAAUUCCACCAUACCGUGGGCGUUUAUGCAAGGUGAAAUCACCACUAUAUUAGGCGAGGAGGUCAAGGUGAAGAAGGAGCGCGAGUCUUAAUGUCCAUUUUACUGUAAAAAGCUGCGUAGAGCUUUGGAACAUUUUUAAGAGAGCCAACACGCACGCACAAAGAGAGAGCGUCGCCCAAAUCGAAUUUGUUUGAACAAGAGAGAGCGAUAGUUAGUGAUCGCUUAAACGUCAACGUGACGCGCUCGUUACACCGAGAGAGCGGAAAAAAAUUUUUAUCUUCGAUGGCGCGCAGCCGCGACGCCGGCGUCGCUUUUUGUCCAUGACGACCAACAACAACAAAAACAUAUUUGUAGGCCUAAAAAAACUAAAAUUUGCAAAUUCGUAACUUUGAAAGCAAAG